Camelus dromedarius (Arabian camel) is the source of this 1575-nucleotide messenger RNA. It is a transcript of the gene USH1G, whose product is annotated as USH1 protein network component sans. NCBI's taxonomy places the organism in Eukaryota, Metazoa, Chordata, Mammalia, Artiodactyla, Camelidae. The transcript has 2 exons. Bases 190 to 1575 code for a protein of 461 amino acids. Gene Ontology annotation, molecular function: protein binding. Gene Ontology annotation, biological process: sensory perception of light stimulus; sensory perception of sound; equilibrioception. The record is from RefSeq and is a predicted model, not a curated record.
CAGAUGUCCGAGUAGCGGCGGCCGGGGAGCUCCGCAUCUUCUGUCUGCGGCGGUGGUGGCUAGCGGCCCCGACCCCGGCCCCGGCCCGGCCCCCUCCCCCAACCCCAUGCCUCAGCUCUAACCCCGCUGCCCUCCCCCGCGGAGGGCAUUUCCCCGUGUCCCUUGCGCGCCCCGUCCGAGUCAGGCGCCAUGAACGACCAGUACCACCGGGCGGCUCGGGAUGGCUAUCUGGAACUCCUCAAGGAGGCCACCAGGAAGGAGCUGAACGCUCCCGACGAGGACGGCAUGACCCCCACCCUCUGGGCUGCCUAUCACGGCAACCUGGAGUCGCUGCGCCUCAUCGUGAGUCGCGGGGGUGACCCGGACAAGUGUGACAUCUGGGGCAACACACCCCUGCACCUGGCAGCCUCCAAUGGCCACCUGCACUGCCUCUCCUUCCUGGUGUCCUUCGGGGCCAACAUCUGGUGCCUGGACAACGACUACCACACGCCGCUGGACAUGGCCGCCAUGAAGGGCCACAUGGAGUGCGUGCGCUACCUGGACUCCAUCGCGGCCAAGCAGAGCAGCCUCAACCCCAAGCUGGUGGGCAAGCUGAAGGACAAGGCCUUCCGCGAGGCGGAGCGGCGCAUCCGCGAGUGCGCCAAGAUGCAGCGCAAGCACCACGAGCGCAUGGAGCGGCGCUACCGGCGCGAGCUGGCCGAGCGCUCGGACACGCUCAGCUUCUCCAGCCUCACGUCCAGCACCCUGAGCGGCCGGCUGCAGCACCUGGCGCUGGGCAGCCACCUGCCCUACUCGCAGGCCACGCUGCACGGCACCGCCAAGGGCAAGACCAGGAUCCAGCGGAAGCUGGAGCGGCGCAAGCAAGGCGGCGAUGGCACCUUCAAGGUCUCCGAGGACGGCCGCAAGAGCGUGCGCUCGCUCUCGGGCCUGCAGCUAGGCAGCGACGUGAUGUUCGUGCGCCAGGGCACCUACGCCAACACCAAGGAGUGGGGCCGCGCCCCGCUCCGGGACAUGUUCCUCUCGGACGAGGACAGCGUCUCCCGUGCCACGCUGGCGGCCGAGCCUGCGCACUCGGAGGUCAGCACCGACUCAGGCCACGACUCCCUGUUUACCCGCCCCGGCCUGGGCACCAUGGUGUUCCGCAGGAACUACCUGAGCAGCGGGCUGCACGGGCUGGGCCGCGAGGACGCGGCGCUGGACGGCGCGGGCACGCUGCGGGCUCGGCUGCAGAGCUCCCCCAGCCUGGACGACGACAGCCUGGGCAGUGCCAACAGCCUGCAGGACCGCAGCUGCGGGGAGGAGCUGCCCUGGGACGAGCUGGACUUGGGCUUGGAUGAGGACCUGGAGCCCGAGACGAGCCCGCUGGAGACCUUCCUGGCCUCCCUGCACAUGGAGGACUUCACCUCUCUCCUGCGGCAGGAGAAGCUGGACCUCGAGGCGCUCAUGCUGUGCUCCGACCUCGACCUCCGCAGCAUCAGCGUCCCCCUGGGGCCCCGCAAGAAGAUAAUGGGGGCCGUGCGGAGGCGGAGGCAGGCGCUGGAGCGCCCCCCGGCCCUGGAGGACACAGAGCUGUGA